This is a messenger RNA of Erythranthe guttata (spotted monkey flower), 2147 nucleotides long. The record is from RefSeq and is a predicted model, not a curated record. Lineage: Eukaryota; Viridiplantae; Streptophyta; Magnoliopsida; Lamiales; Phrymaceae.
UGUGAACAGAAUUUCUUUCUUCUUUUUUUUUUUUUAACAUUUGUUGGGUCCAGAUUGUGUCACAUAUCACAAAAAUCAGAUAAAAAAAACAAAAUCUUGCCAUAUUCUCCACUCACUCUGUCUGAAUAUGAUAACUUUGAGGUGCCAAAAACCCUAAAUUCGAUCUGGGUUUACUGAAUUUCUGCUCAAGAUGAAAUCUUUUUGCUGCCACAAAUGAAUAUUUGAUCUGGGUUUUCCCUAGUAAACAAAGAUUUGACAGAAAAGAAAAAAAAAAUUGUAGUUGAGAUUUCCAAUGGAAGCUCCAGCUGGGCAGCAGAGCUUCCCCAAGAAGCAGAUGAAGAAACAGUUAACCGGAAAACGGGACGAUACGGCGCUUCAUUCAGCUGCAAGAUCAGGGAACUUGGAAUUGGUUUUGGAGAUUAUUAAUGGUGAAAGUGUGGGGGAAGAAGAAUUGAGAAAGUUGCUGUGUAAACAGAACCAAUCUGGUGAAACUGCUCUUUAUGUGGCUGCUGAAUGUGGCCAUGUUAAUCUUGUACAAGAGUUUGUAAAAUACUAUGAUGUUGGCUCUGCUGCCAUCAAAGCUAAAGGCUUUGAUGCUUUCCAUAUUGCUGCCAAGCUAGGUGAAUUAGACGUGUUGAAGGUUCUCAUGGAGGCUAUACCACAGCUGUUAGCCACAGUCGACCAAUCAAACACCACGGCGCUCCACACAGCCGCAGCGCAAGGUCAUAUCGAGGUGGUCGGUUUUCUCUUGGAGAAAAACAGUAGUUUGGCUACGAUAGCAAGAAACAACGGUAAAACGGCUCUCCAUUCUUCGGCAAGAAACGGUCAUUUCGAGGUGGUGAAAUCCCUUUUAAGCAAAGAGCCGGGAAUCGCUGUAUGGAGUGACAAGAAGGGACAAACAGCCCUUCACAUGGCGGUUAAGGGGAACAACACUCAAGUCAUCGACGAGCUUAUUUCUUCCGACGCUUCUUUGCUAACAAUUUCCGAUGGAAAGGGCAACACUGCAUUGCACAUAGCCACACGAAAAGGUCGCCCUCAGAUUGUUCAAACUCUACUGAAACAUAAAGGGCUCAACAAAGAAGCCAUUAACAAAUCAGGAGAAACUGCUUUAGACACGGCCGAGAAAUCGGGCCAUUCAGACGUAGCGACCAUUCUCCGAGAAAACGGAGUCAAGAAUGCUAAAUCCCUAACCCCACAAGCAAGAGAACUCAAGCAAACCGUGAGCGACAUAAAACACGAAGUCCACGACCAGCUGGAGCACACACGCCAGACUCGGAAAAAAGUACGAGGCAUAGCCAAACGCCUCAACAAGAUGCAGUCCGAGGGUCUCAACAAUGCAAUAACCUCGACGACGGUUGUUGCUGUCCUAAUCGCCACGGUGGCGUUCGCCGCCAUCUUCACCGUGCCAGGCCAGUACGUGGACGACCCGAAGAAUAUCCCGGCGGGAUUCUCCGCCGGAGAGGCGAACAUCGCCCCGAACGUCGAGUUCACUAUCUUCUUGAUAUUCGACUCGCUCGCGCUCUUCAUAUCGUUGGCGGUUGUGAUAGUUCAGACGUCCGUUGUGGUGGUGGAGAGAAAGGCGAAGAAGCAGUUGAUGGCGGUUAUCAACAAGCUGAUGUGGCUGGCUUGUGUGUUUGUGUCGGUGGCGUUUCUUGCACUGUGCUAUAUAGUUGUCGGGGAUGGAGAGAGGUGGUUGGCUAUUGGAGUGACUAUUAUAGGGACUUUGAUUAUGGCGACGACACUUGGCACUUUGUGUUAUUGGGUGGUGAUGCAUAGGAUCGAGGCUUCUAACUUGAGGAGUGUGAGGAGGAGCAGUAGGUCACAGUCGUGGUCCGUGUCGGUCGUUUUAUCGGACUCGGAAAGUGGCGAGGUUGACAGGAAUAAGCUAUAUGCUCUGUGAAGUACAUGUCUUAACAUGUGAACACAUCUAUGUGUGUGUAUGUAUGUAAUAUUGUAUAAUGUUUUUUUUUUUCUUUCUUGUCUUUUGUAAUGAAGGAAAUGGCUGGUUAUGCCUAAGUUAGGUUGCGGAUAGAAGAAGAGUUGGUUCAGAAAUCAGAAGUGUUUUGCUGAUUGUACUCAGUUUGCUCUGUAUUCAACCAAUCAUACAUCAUUUUCAGAUUAAUAUUACAUUAGCAUUUUGAUGCUCU